GCAAACAUCGGAAAAUGGAAGAAAUAUUGUACCUAACUAAAUAUUUAGGCUUUUGUUAGCCUGGUAAUGUUAUGUGAUGAUCUGGAGCAUAUUUUAUGUGUACAGUUUCGUAGCAUUGGUGAAUGCAAGCAUUUUGUGGCUUUAGUUAGAAGUUUAUGGACGAACAAGUGUUAAACAAGGUUAUUUUAUGUGGUCGACAAACCAAACUCCGUUUUUAUGUAAGACUUGUUUUGGGUGUAUCUCGGAAACGUCGAGCAGUACUCGAUGAUGAUACUACUAGAGAUGUUCUCUAAUGGCAGUCUUCUGGCUUUAAAGGAGUUGAACGAGUACAGUUGUGUAGCACAGCUAAAGUAUUAAGUGCGACAGCAAAUACCUGAACAAGAAAGGUAUAUUCAGCAAAGUGAUUAGAAGUCUAAAAAUAUGAGCCACAGUAAAAAAAAGAAGCGAAGCCAAAGCAAGAAAAAGAGGAGCAGGAGGAGAGAUAGGAGUGCAAGCAGAAGCAGCAGUGGCAGUGGUACCUCGUCAAGUGGACAAAGUUCAGCUGCUAGUAGCCGCAGCCCAAGCAGGACAUGGCGGCACAGUAGUCGCAGUGUAACUCGAUCACACCGGAGAGGCAGUCGCAGUAGAAGUCGUGUUGGUCGGCGAAGUAGUAGGAGCUUGAGUCGCAUUCGGCGUCAAAUUAGUCGUAGUUUGAGUCGAAUACGUAGAAGAGUAAGCAGGACACGCAGCCGUAGUCGGCCAAAACUUCGUGGACGGCGCAGUAGUAGAAGUCUGAGUCGUAUUCGCAGGGAAGUUAGUCGGAGUUUGAGUAGAAUACGGAGGCAGAGACGCAGUCCCAGUCGUAGCCUCCGCCGCUGGAGAACCCCAACCCGCAGCCUAAGUCGCCUCAGGUGGUUGCGCAGGGCACGAACUCCAAGCCGUAGUCGCAGCCGUCGGCGUCGUAGGAGGAGCAGUGUAAGUCGUAGCCCAAGCAGGCUACGGAGACGCCGAAGCCCAAGCAUUCGGAGGCGAAGACGAACUGUAAGUCGUAGUGUAAGUAGGCUAAGGAAGAGUAUCAGCCGAAGUCUAAGUCGCAUCCGCAGAAGACGACGUAGCCUGAGCCAUAAACGUAGUAUAAGUGGCAAACGGAGCCGGAGUCACAAACGUAGUCCGAGCCAGAAACGAAGUUUAAGCCUUAAGCGUAGCCCGAGCUGCAAACGAAGCCUUAGCCGCAAAAGAAGUUUGAGCCGCAACCGCAGUGUUAGCAAUAGGCACAGUCCUUCUCCGACACCACUCGGCAAAUCACGUAGGGGUAGGAGUCAGUCACCUUCUUCGAGAAGAAGCUCAAGUCACAACAGGAGUGUAUCUCCUACCCCAAGAAGGAGUGAGAGCAGAAAAAGAAGCGAUUCUCAAGUUCAGCAGAAUACUUCAAGUAAAAGACGCAGUUGUAGUGUGAGGAAAUCCAGCCUGACAGGUAGUGUUAGUCGGAAAUUAAGUGAAAGCCCUGUACGUAGUUUCAGUGGAAAGCGAAGUUUGAGUCCAGAGCACAGUCCAAGUUGCAGCAGAAGCUCUGCUCGUCAAAAGACGGCAGAACAGAAAAGUUCCAGGUCUCAGAAGCAUCAAAGUGCACACAGUGAAAAGAACAACUCUCAUAAUACAAAAAGCCUUACACCAUGUAAGAAUUCUGUUGCUAGUGAAGAGCAAAGUAAGGAAACCAAUGGUGGGGAAAACGAGAAAAUUACCGAGAUCUUCAUCAAACAGGAAGUGCUAAGUGAGGAUGAAUCAGCUGAACCUACAAUCCAGGCUCUUACGUCACCAAACUCUUCAUGUUUUGGCGACACUAUUGGGGCAGUACCUAGUACUGCUAUUAAAGUAGAAAGUGCAGUGGAAGAUAUGAAGAAUGGUGAAAAGGUGGAAGUUAAUGGCACUUGCAAUACAGAUAAUCAGAACAGUGGUGGUGAUGCUGUUAAUGCAAAUACGUGUGAAAACCACAAUGCAGAAAGUGUACCUAUUAUGAGAAGAAAUAAUAAAUUGUUAGAUGAUACUGAAUGUGUUAGUCAAACUAAAAAGGUAGAACAUGAAGCAGAAAAUGCUAGUAAGGGAGAGCAACAGAGUGUACAAGAUGCUGCUGGAAAUGAGAACCAUGAUUCUAAUAAAGGGCUAUCUGCAUCAGUUGAAACUCCAUUGGCUGCAGUCAUAGCAACUAAUGAUACGAAACAAAGAGAGAAGGAUAUAAAAAAGGCAAAACGUAAGAAGAAUAAAACACAGUCUGUUGAAAAUCAGGAAGGUGGAGAACACAACAGGAAGCGAAAUAAAAGGAAGGAAGCAAAAAUACAGGGAAUAGUUGAUGCAGUUCAAGAAAAUGAAACUGCAUUAGUGGUGUGUAGAACUGAAACUGGCCAGGUUGUUGGGGACGUAUCUACAGUUGAAGUAGAUGAAAAGUGUAGUAUCAGUGUUGAAAAUCAGGGGUUAGUGACUGAAGAACAUCACAUCACAAAUGACCAGAGCAGUGAAAUAAUAAGUGGUACAAAGGAAGAAGGAAAACCAAUUCAAGAAUGUGGGAAGAGCACAGUGGAAGAAAAGAAACACAAAAGAAAUAAAAAAAAUAAGCGACAUAAGUGUGAGGAAGAUCGGAAAUGUGGUAGCGGAAUUAAAGAAGAGAAAUCUGAUGGACAGCUUGUAGGAGAAGCAGCAGAACAUAUGAGAACCAACAACUGUAGUGCAGUAGCCAACGCAGAGGGAGACAUACUGAAAGAUGGGCACAAGGAAAAGAAAAAAUCUGGAAAGCGCAAGAAAUCUAAGAAGGAAAAGAAGUCUAAGAAAGACAAAAAAAGAUCUACAAGCGAAGAGAAAAAACCAAAAAUUAUUUUGGAGCACAUCUUAAAUGAUGAAAAAGCUGUGGAAGAUGAAGAUAAAAUUCAGAUUGAUGAAGAACAUGAGGAGAAACAACAUGAAAGUAUUGAGGCUAUUGAAAAGAAUGUUAAUGUAGAACCAAAAACAGUAGAUGAAAAGACGCAACAAAAUAACGAACAAACAGAGGCUAACAUAACCAUUCCACAUGCAUCAGAGGAAACUUCUGAAGCAAUUACAGAAAGCAAAACUGUAGAGCUUGACAGUGUACCAUUAGAAUCUCAGAUGAUAGCAAAUGAAGAAAUAAAUAUGACAGAGCAUUCAUCUGAUACUACAACAAACACAUUUACAGAAGGUGUUCCAACUCAGGAAAAUGUCAAGUUGCCAGAGGAAGUUAAAAAAAGUGAUGAUGCUGUAACCAUUCAUGUGGAUGUAAUGUCAGACAGUCAAGAUGAAAAGAAUGGGGAUAAUGACCUUCCUGCUAAAGAUGCAGAGCAUCAAAAGACUGAAGAUUCUUGCAUUGAUGGGGAAGUUCUUGUUUGUGAAGACAGUUAUUUAGAUAGUUCUGGAACGAAUAAGGAUGAUAGUGAUAUAUUGAAGGUUGAUAGUAGUCCUGUGGAGCAGGAGGCUGAGAGAAGUGAUGAACAAAAAGAUGAAACUGUUGAUGGUAAAGAGGUUUCUGAGGACAGUAAAAUUAAUGAGGAGAAAGAAGAAGAUAAAGUGUGCAGUACAGAAAGAAAGCGCAGUAGAAGCAGAAGCAGCAAGCAUAGGAAAGAGAGUCGUAAACGCAGUGUCAGCAAAAAGAGAAGCCACAGUAGAAAGAGGAGUCGUAGUAGAAAGAGGAGCCGUAGCAGGAAGAGAAGUCGCAGCAGAAAAAGGAGUCACAGCAGAAAAAGAAGCCGCAGCCGUGGAAAAAGUGGGAAAAGUCGUAGGAAGUCACGUAGUCGCAGCCGGAAAAGGUCCUCUAGCAGAAGCAAGAAGAGAUCACGCAGCAAAAAGAGAUCAAGAAGCCGUAAGAGAUCGAGGAGUAGGAAGAGAUCGAGAAGCAGAAAGAGGUCACGUAGUAGAAAGAGGUCUCGUAGUAGAAGGAGAUCUCGUAGUAGGAAAAGAUCCCGCAGUAGAAGACGGUCCCGCAGUAGAAGACGAUCACGAAGUCGCAGAAGGUCUCCAAGUAGAAGCAGAAGCCGAAGGCGUAGCCAGUCACACAGUAGACGUGGAUCACGCGGUCGUAGACACAGGACACGCAGUAGAAGCCGAAGUCAUAGGAGAAGAUCACGCAGUCGGAGGCGAACCGUGAGCCGUAGUCGCAGCAGGCGACGAUCUCGCACUCGGAGUAGGCGAAGAUCACGGAGUCGAAAGCGACGCUCUAGGUCUCGAAGAAAAUCACGUUCUCAUAGCAAGGGUCAUAAGUCCAAACAUAGCCGAACUCGCAGCCGAAGCCAUAGUUGUAGCCGUAGUCGAAGCCAAAGUGGCACUGGAAGUGGAGACCGUAAGAAGAAACGUGAAGCUGAAUCAGAAUCUUCUAAUGAAGGUAAAAAUGUUGGCAAUGAAGACAGAGACAGCAAAGGUGGAAGUCCAGGUGGAGGAGGUGCUAGUGGUAGUGGCAGUGGCAGUGGGGCUGGCGGUGGGGGCUCUGAACCUGGGUCAGCUGGUGGUGGUAUAUCAGGUAAUGCAGAUACAAAUGAUAGUCACUCAUCUCCACCACAAAGGGAUUCACAGGCUCCAGCAGAUGAUCAAGAUGGGCAAGAUUCAAAAUGUAUCGAUGAUAAUGUGCAAACGGUUACUCCUCAAGAACCUGUUAAUGAUGCUCGUACAGUUGUUCCUCAAGAUCCUUUCAACACUGAACAUGGGAAAGAAAUGCCUUCCAAUGUACAUAGCCAAGAAAGACCUGAUCCCAACAGUAAGGAUGAAGAUGAUAGUAGUGAACACUGUGUAAGUGCUACUGGUAGCCAGUUUGUUACCGAUGACUGUAAUACAAAUAUGUUGAUCCACAGUAAAUGCUUACCAGGUAGGACACAGUUGGAAAUAAAUGAACCCCAGCACUUUGACGCCCAAGAAACUCUGAACUCUGAUGGAGAAGCACAUGCUAAGGAUGAAAAUGGUUCAUAUAUGGGGUGUUGUGAGGGAGCCAUAAUUGCUAAAUUUGAAAGCUCUUCUGAUGGCUCUAAGUGCAAUGCAAACUGCACUCAUGAUGCAAAGAAAAGUGAAGUGAGUGAUUGUUAUAUACCAAAACUGUCUAGUUCUGCACUGGAAAAUACCAUUAUGAGCAUUGAACAUACUGAUAAUGAAAGCAGCAACCUUUUAGACCCUAAGGCCAACUGUAAUGCUCACAUUAGUUCGAAUAAUGCUAUACCUGUAACCGAAAGCAGUGGGAACAAAUUUAAUUCAGAAAAUCAGUGUCAGGAAGAUUUAGGGGUUGUAAGAUGUGAUGGUGGAGAAAAUUAUGAACAGAAUAAUCUUGCAGCUGAAGUUGUUGGUAAUGAACAGAGAAGUUGUAGUGAUAAUACAUUAUUGUUAAUUUCACAUACUUUGACAGGACAGUUGGACAAUAAUUUGAACAGAAUGGAAUGUUCUAAUGAUUGUAUUAGGGAAGUAGUUGAUGAUGAAGAAGAGUGUAUUAGUAUUGCAGCCAGCUAUGAAGGAAUAUUAGAAAACACAGAUGAGAUGGAAUCUAUUGCUUGUGAUGACCAGCCUGAAAUGGGAGAAAGAAAUUUUGAAGGUGAACAGAAAAAGACCGAAAAUUGCCAGUCUAACCUAAAAAAUUCAGAACUUUUGGAGUGCAUUAAAUCUGAUCAAAAUUCUCCACCAUCAGCAGGUCAGAGUGAAGUUAAAAAGAGUCAUAGUGCUGAGAAUGAAAAAUCUGCAGGUAGCAGUGAAAAAAGAAAUACUGCCCACAUAGAUGAUAAGACUUGCAGCAAAGACAAGAAAGAGAAGAGCAAAGAAAGCAAAUGUCAUGCAAAGUCAGCAAAAAGAAGUAGGAGUGAAAGAAGUCAUAGUAGUAGCAGAAAGAAAUCAAAUAGGAGAAGUAAAAGCCACAGUAAGGACAGAAAAAGUAGUAAAGACAGAAAGAGAAGUGAAAGCAAAAAUUGUAAAAGAAGCAAGCACAGUAGCAAAAGCAGGAGCCACAGUAGGGAUCACAGAAGGCGCAGAAGCAGGAGUAACAGCAAAGAUCGAAAAGGCAGUGGAAGCCGGAGUAUAAGUAGAAGUGAAAGCAAAAAAAGCAGUAAUGAGAGCAAAAGCAAAGAAAGGAAAGAUGCAAAGACCAAAACAAAAAAAAUAGAAGCAGACUCUAAGGAUGAAGAUUCUUGUAAAGUAGAAAGUACUAAUAAAGAAAGUGAGGCAAGUGAUAAUUUAUUAACAACUAAAACACAGGGCACUAAGAUUUUGCAAGAACAAAAUAAUACCUCAGGACAGGGCACUGCUGCAGCUGCAGGAGUCAUUGGCUCAGUUGACAGUAUUAUAGAGAAAACUAGCAGCGAGGAAAACAGUGAAACUCCUCACGAUCAACUCGUAAGUGAUACGAAUGAGAAGUUUAAUGCCAUUACUGCAAGUGUAGAAAACUGCAUUCAAGAUGAGAAGAACUUUUGUGAGGAAAUAGACUGUGUUACUGAAAUUGAAGAAAAAGAAUGUGAGGCCAAAGAGAAGAAGAAUAACGAAGAAAAACAAGACAAUGAGAAUGAAGAUGCAAGCAAGAGUUGUAGUAAGAACAGAAGUCAUAGCAAGGAUAAAACUACUGACAAAGAGAACAAAGAGAGCAAGACAGAGGAAAAUAACAACAGUCACAAUGAGGUAGAGAGGAAGGCCAAUAAAGAAAGGAAGAAGAGUGAGAGUCACAGCAAAGAAAGAAAGAGAAGUAAGAGUUGCAGUAAAGAAAGAGAAUCCAACAAAAAUAAUGACAAGGCAAGGAAAAAAAGCAGGAGCCGCAGCAAAGAGAAGAGGAAGAGAAGGAGUAAGAGUCAAAGCAAGGAGAGGGGGAGGAGCAAAAGUAGAAGUAGGGAGAGAAGGAAGAGGAGCAACAGUCACAGCAAAGAGAGGAGGAAGAGCAAAAGCCAAAGCAAAGAAAGGAAGAAGAGCAAGAGCCGUAGCAAAGAAAGAAAGAGAAGCCGUAGCCGCAGCAAAGAGAGGAGGAAGAGAAAAAGUAAAAGCCACAGCAAGGAGAGGAAAAGGAAGAGCAGAAGCCGAAGUAAAGAUAGAAGGAAGAGAAGCAAGAGCCGCAGCAGGGAAAGGAAGAGAAGCAAGAGCCGCAGCAAGGAGAGGAAGAGAAGCAAGAGCCGCAGCAAGGAGAGGAAGAGGAGCAAAAGCCGCAGCAAGGAGAGGAAGAGAAGCAAAAGCCGCAGCAAGGAGAGGAAGAGAAGCAAAAGCCGCAGCAAGGAGAGGAAGAGAAGCAAGAGCCGCAGCAAGGACAGGAAGAGGAGCAAGAGCCACAGCAAGGAGAGGAAGAGGAGUAAGAGCCGCAGCAAGGAGAGGAAGAGGAGCAAGAGCCGCAGCAAGGAGAGGAAGAAGAGGAGCAAGAGCCGUAGCAAGGAAAGGAAGAAGAGUAAAAGCAGCAGCAAGGAGAGGAAAAGGAGCAAGAGCUGUAGCAAGGACGUGAAAAGCAGGAGUCUUAGCAAGGAGAAAAGUAGCAAAAACGAUAGUAAAGAGAAGAAGAGAAGCAGUAGUUGCAGCAAGGAAAGCAAGAAAAGAAAGCGCAGAAGUAGAAGUAAUGAAGAGAAAAAGCGCAGGAGGAGGAGGUCAAGGUCUCGUUCAGGGCUACAUAUAGAUAAGAAAAAACUGCUCGAAAUUGCAAAGCAGAAUGCUAUGGCCAUGUUACAGAAGGAGGUGAUGUUAAGUUCUGUCAUAAACCAUGGGAAAAUAGUGGCAAUGCAAGCUGGUGGCAAGAGUGUAGCUGAAUUGACAGAUUUUUGUAAGAAAUUAUCAGAAAAAGAGGCUCGACAGAACCUGCAUUCGAGUAAUACGGACACGGACUCGGAGAAUGACACUGACUUGGAACGUCCAUAUCAUCAUCCAUUCGAACUUAAGCAACAGCCCUUACCUUCCUACUACAACUCAUCCAAGGGUUUGAUGUCUUUGAAGCAGAAGCAGUUGCCUGAGCCACCCAAGUUAUUAAGUAUAGAAUUUCCUAGUAUUCCACGUAAUGCAGAGAAUGAAUGGGUCCCUGUGUCACCGAAGGCUGCAGAUGUUGCUGGUCCCAACAUCCCCGACGAGAAGUCGCACAGUGGUCAGACAGCUAAGGGUGAAGUGUCUCCCAGCCAGAACUGUCCAUCUGAGGUUCAGAAUGAAAAGAGCACCAUCAUCAGCAGUGACAGCACCAUCGCUACUGGCACCACCAUCAGCAGCGAUAGUCCUCAACUCGGCAACAGCUUCGAGGGGGGUCGGUUGGGGGAAGCAGAGCGAGCACAGAGAGAUAUGCGGCCUGCGAGCUGGCGUCUCACCUGGAGGACAACAGCAGCUAGCAGUCAUCAGAUCACUCGUCCCAUCACAGCAUCCGAGAAUGUGCAGUCAUCAAAACUUAAAAUAUCAGUCAGAUCUGAACUGAAAGACACAGUGAGAAAGGAUAAACUUCAGUCAUCAGGCCAUGCUGCAGAUAUGGUAUUGAAAUCAGAUGAUGUGCAGAUUCAGGAGAAGCACCUGGAUCCUAACACAGGUGGAGUAGAACAGGACGUUUUGGCAUUAAAUGAACUGUGUGUAAAAUGUCAGUGGAAACCACCAGAAUUUGAGAGCUGCCCCACCACUGGAAACGAGCACAUUUUCAAAGUGUGUGUAAAUGGACAGGAAUUCAAGUCGGCAGUUGCCAGUAACAACCAAAAUGCGGCCAAAGCAGAUGCUGCCCGUGUAUGUCUUGAAUCCAUGUGCCGAACAUUGGCAGACAAUGCACUUCUGCAUUAGUGGCAUGCAGAUGAUAAGGUUUCUUGAAGCCUGAUCUUUAAAAGUUGGUUUCAGAUAAAGCAUGUAACAUAAACAUGUAUAUAUACACAUACUGAGUACUGUGUAUCUCAUCAUGAUGCUAAUAAUUAUCAGGAUUGUGACUUUCGAAAUGUACAUUAAAGUGUGCAUUCCUUUAUCAUU
Messenger RNA from Schistocerca cancellata (South American locust), 8895 nucleotides. Its product is annotated as serine/arginine repetitive matrix protein 2-like. The coding region runs from base 1873 to 8715 and encodes 2280 amino acids. Lineage: Eukaryota; Metazoa; Arthropoda; Insecta; Orthoptera; Acrididae. The record is from RefSeq and is a predicted model, not a curated record. Gene Ontology annotation, molecular function: RNA binding. Gene Ontology annotation, biological process: regulation of mRNA splicing, via spliceosome; regulation of cell cycle. The transcript is spliced from 11 exons.